CCUUCCUUCCUCAUUUCCUCCCCACAGCUGGCUCUCUCCUCUCGGAUGCUGGCUCUGCCUUCUCCUCUCACACGCCGCGCUGCUGGACCAAAUGCUCCGGACGGUGGAAUGACUGACUACCUGUUUUGCAUGGUCUGAAUUUCGGGGAAAUCGCACGUCGGAAAGGAGGGGAGUCAAGAGGGAAAAGGGAGGCUCUCCAUCCCCCGAGGGAAUUUAUUUUACAGAGGUAUGCCAGUGCCUGAGGUGGCGUCUGACACUGCCAGUGCUGCCACCAUGUUGAGCCCCGUCCUCAACGCCUCCAACGGAGAUGGAUCCGAGUCUGAAACCACCUCCGCCAUCCUGGCCUCCGUCAAGGAACAGGAGUUGCAGUUUGAACGUCUGACCAGGGAGCUGGAAGCCGAACGACAGAUUGUUGCCAGUCAGCUGGAGAGAUGCAAGCUUGGCUCUGAGACCGGAAGCAUGACGAGCAUCAGCUCAGCAGACGAGAAAUUUCGCUGGAACCACCAAGAUGGACACAAGGAUAUAGAGGAGGAGCUGACGACAGGCUUGGAGCUUGUGGACUCCUGUAUCCGAUCGCUCCAGGAAUCCGGCAUCCUGGACUCGCAGGACCCUUCUGCCGGAGACAGGCAAGGACUUCUGUCCCAAAGCGCUUUGCAGCUUAACCACCAGGAUGCCUAUGCAGCAGCUGGUUACCAUAGUAACCAUGGGCUGGCACUUGGUGAAUCGAUCAUGGGCCGCGGCGGGCAGAUUGGAGGGGCUGUUCACAGCUACAACCAGGUGACAUCCAGCCGUGCAGCUGCCCACUUAGCGGGAAUUGACUCUCCCUCCCAGUCCCAGAGAGACUCCUUUGCCCAUGGCAGUGCCUUCCACAUGCCCACUGAGGCCGGAUCUGCACCUGUUGGACCACCCAUGUAUUACUCCUGUGCCACUUUGCCUGCACAGCGUGUGAGCUCCCCUCUGCAGGCGGUGGGAUCCCCUACCAAGCUGCAGCGCCUGGGAUCAGUCUCCUCUGACAUGCCCAGCUACGCCACGCUACAGAGGGUGUCCUCGCCCAAACAGUCACCCAGCCGACUCGCAAAGUCCUACAGCACCUCAUCGCCCAUCAACAUGGUAGCAUCGGGUGCCGCUGGCUCCACCUCCCCCCUCCCCAUGACAGCCUCCCCAGGGGGAAUCCACAACUCAUCGCCCAUCCACCAGCUCAGCUCAGUGGUGGGCAGCUACGCCACGCUGUCACCCACCAAGCGCAUGCUGCAUCACAUCGGACCAGACGGCUACAAGAUUUCCCACGAGCUGUAUGCCAACGCAACCCUGCAAAGGCCUGGUAGCCUUGCAGGUAGAGGCUCCAGAGGCUCCUACAGCAGCCAGCACAGUCACCUGGGCGCUGAGCUCCGACCUCUGCAGUCUCCUGAACACCACAUCGACCCCAUCUACGAAGACAGAGUCUACACCAAACCCAACCUUAGAGGACAAGCCCCGCCUUCCCCCGGUGUUGACCCAAUCCCCUUGCAGCGAACAGGAAGCCAGAGCGCCGUGGGCACCUUUCAGAGAGGCAGCUUUGCCGCAGGAGGCGGGGUAGCUGACUACGCCAACCCAUACCGCACUCUUCAGUUCUGCCCAUCAACCGAGUCGCCUUACAGCAAGUCAGGCCCCGCCCUCCCCCCUGAGGCUUCCCUGGGCCGGUCUCCAUCAGUGGACAGUAUCCAGAAGGACCCAAGGGAGUUUGGCUGGAGGGAUCCAGAGCUUCCGGAGGUGAUCCAGAUGUUGCAGCAUCAGUUCCCAUCAGUCCAGUCCAACGCUGCUGCCUACCUCCAGCACCUCUGCUUCGGAGACAACAAGAUCAAAUCUGAGAUCCGGCGGCAGGGUGGCAUCCAGCUGCUGGUGGACUUGUUGGACCACCGGAUGACCGACGUGCACCGCAGCGCCUGCGGAGCCCUGAGGAACCUGGUGUACGGCAAAGCCAACGACGACAACAAGAUCGCCCUGAAGAAUUGCGGAGGCAUACCAGCUCUGGUCCGACUGCUCCGGAAGACCACAGAUGUGGAGAUCCGAGAGCUGCUCACAGGUGUUUUGUGGAACCUGUCGUCGUGUGACGCCCUGAAGAUGCCCAUCAUCCAGGACGCCUUAGCCGUGCUGACCAACGCUGUGAUCAUCCCCCACUCGGGCUGGGACACCUCCCCGCAUACACAGGAGGACCGCAAGCUGCACCUACACUCCUCCCAGGUCCUCCGCAACGCCACAGGCUGCCUCCGGAAUGUGAGUUCUGCAGGCGAGGAAGCCCGGAGGAGGAUGAGGGAGUGUGAGGGCCUGACAGACGCUCUGCUCUAUGUCAUCCAGACUGCUCUGGGGAGCAGUGAGAUUGACAGCAAGACCGUAGAGAACUGCGUGUGCAUCCUGAGGAACUUGUCGUACCGUCUGGCUGCAGAGACGUCUCAUAGCCAGCAGGGGGGGUCGGAGGAGCUGGACGGUCUGUUAUGUGACACCGGCGGGAAGGACGCAGAGAGUUCCGGAUGCUGGGGCAAGAAGAAGAAGAAAAAGAAGGGGCAUGACCAGUGGGAUGGCGUCGGCCCAUUUCCAGACUUGGCGGAGCCCCCGAAAGGCAUCCAGAUGUUAUGGCACCCCACCAUCGUCAAGCCCUACCUUACACUGCUGUCUGAGUGCUCCAACCCAGACACCCUGGAGGGGGCAGCUGGGGCUCUGCAGAACCUAGCUGCUGGCAGCUGGAAGUGGUCGGUGUAUAUCCGGGCUGCGGUGCGUAAGGAGAAAGGCCUCCCCAUCCUGGUGGAGUUACUGAGGAUAGACAACGACCGGGUGGUUUGUGCCGUGGCCACCGCGCUCAGGAACAUGGCUCUGGACGUCAGGAACAAGGAGCUCAUUGGUAAAUACGCCAUGAGGGACCUGGUGCACCGUUUGCCCGGAGGCAGCAACAACAACAACAGUAGCGGCGGGGGAGGAGGAGGAGGAAGCACCAACAGCAGCAUCCUGGUGGGAAAGACCAUGUCAGACGAUACCAUCACGGCUAUCUGCUGUGCACUGCACGAGGUCAUCACCAAGAACAUGGAGAACACCAAGGCCCUGAGGGACGCCGGCGGCAUUGAGAAGCUCAUCGGCGUCGCCCGCAGCAAAGGAGACAAAAUUCCCAGACAUAGUCCUAAAGUGGUAAAAGCAGCAUCCCAAGUCCUGAACAGCAUGUGGCAAUACAGAGACCUCCGCAGCCUCUACAAAAAGGAUGGCUACGCCCAGUACCAUUUUGUCGGCUCUUCCUCCACGAUAGAGAGAGACAGACAGCGACCUUAUUCUUCCUCUCGCACUCCGUCCAUCUCUCCCGUACGGACUUCACCAAACAAUCGAUCAGCGAGCGCCCCUGCUUCCCCCAGGGAGAUGAUGGCGUUGAAGGAGAGGAAGCCAGACUACGAGUCGACUGCCAAUGCCAGUUACCUUGGCAACAAGGGCGAACACACAUCCCGGAAGGACGCCAUGAUGGGUCAAAUCUCCAGUGGGUCGUCCACGCUGCACAGAGGAGCAUACGUGUCGCCCACUGAGGACCUGAAGUAUAAUCAGAUCUCUUCUCAAGGCCUGCCUUCAGAGCCAUACCCUCCUUUCCAAAACCCUCCCCCGCCCGAAAGCGUCAACUACGAGGACCAGGCCUUCUACGAGAACCAGGUUCACGCGGGAGGGCGCCCCCCGCAGGGUGACCUCAACAUGCACCUGCAGGGCCUCAAGUCCACCGGCAACUAUGUAGACUUCUACUCAGCCUCGCGGCCCUACAGCGAGCUCAACUAUGAGACCAGCCACUAUCCAGCCUCACCAGACUCCUGGGUCUAAGGGGAGACAAGGGCGGAGGAUUAGGAGGAGGUGAGGGUGGAUGGGGGAAGGGGGUAGUUUAAAUAGAGGAGGACACGAGAGGACAAUUUCCCUCCAUCACCAUCCUCCCCUGUAGUUCCUGAGUAGCAUCAUAGAUAGCAGGACGACAGAGGGAGACAGAGAUGGAGUGCAGGAAAAGAGACAUGAGAAGAAAAUCUGAGACAUUAAACUCCUUUCAGAGACAUCUGAGGGAGGACGGAAAGGGGACAAAGGAACAGAAGCGAAACGGAGGAGCGGCCAUGCAUGUGCAUGCACACCACCAACAAAACUGACGGACACAUUUUCUUUCCGUGUUUAGUUUGUGAACAACUACUGCGAAAAAAGGUUGAGCAGACAGAAAGAUCUCCUGCACCUGAAGGCCUCUGGAUACAGAAUGUAAGAGGGACGGACAUGACGAAAGAGAAGGGGAAGGAAAGGUGGAAAAAGAGUGAAAUAUGUGGAGAUGAGGAUGGACAAUGAAAGAAAAAAAUGAAUCAGUGGACUCAAGAAUGGAAGGUUUUGGAUUGUGAAUGGAACGUGUGAGAGAUAUCCAGGAGACACCUGUAAAUAUGUGGUAUAGCAUCAUGGCUUUUAGUAAUGUGAAGCACAAGAAGCAGAGCUGUAGGACAUGUAGACGUCUGUCACACAAACCUUUGUUUCUCUCUAUGGCUUCAGCGUGAUGUAUCCUCCUCUGGGCAAAGAACGCUUCUGGACUUUGUCAUUUGUAACAGGUUUUUUUUCUUCUUUUUUCUUUUGUUGUGUUUCUACUUUUUUAAUUCUCGAUUCUGGUUGUAUAGUAUUUGACGUACACUGUACAUUUACGGAGAUGCAUUGUGUACUGUACAUUGCACUAUUUUCUGUGUCAUGUCAGGCCUUUUCGCCAUUGGGUCAACCUCACUUUCUCACUAACUGCCCCCCCCUUAAGAACACACACAAAUACACACACACACAAUAUCUGCACCCAGACUUUCUAAAUUCAUAUCACAGUUACAGACGGAUGUCAACGUGUUGCUAUUGUGAAAUAUUGGGUAUUGAGGCAUCAAUUCUGGUAUGUCACGGUGCUCCUUUAACUGUCCUACAGAUGGUUUUCACUUAAUGGCUGACUCAAAAAGUUGAGCAGCCUUUUCCGUGACAAAACUCGAAUUUUCUUAAGGUUAGCUUUUGGUUUUUUGUCGGCUAUCUUUCCACAUCAACACCUCAAAUCCACUUUUUGUUCUCAUGAGCCCCUCCUUUGAGUGAACUGUGCUCAUUGUGUAUAUAACCGUGCCAAACAAGGGUUACUUCCCCUCAGCUGUAGAAGGCAGGGGGGGGAAGGUUAGGGGCGUGUUAAAGGGUCCAAGUUCAGCUGAAGCUCUCAGCCGAACAUCCUUGCUGUUCUAACGAUGCCAGUUUGUAAAUGCUUCGGUUUUUCUAAACUGUUUUACUGGGAUGAAACCUGCCUAACUGCACCAGGAUUGGAGAGAAAACAUAAAAAGAAAACAAAGAAAACAAAAAAAGAAAACCACGGAGGGACUGUGACCGGGCGGAGCAACGCUUCCUCCAAAGUUGUACAAAAUUAGUUGAUUUCUGUGUUGUAAAAUAAUCAAUGUUUGAAGUACAAAAAAUAACUUUUUUCUCAGAGAUGGGUGGCAAUUCUAACUUCAUGGUAGACAAAACUGUUAAUAGAGUACGGAUAUAUAUUAUAUAAAUAUAAAUAUAUAUACUUUUUAUGUGCAGAUGUGGAUGUCACUUAUAGCAGCAACAUUAUGGAAAAAGACUUAAAAAAGAAAAAAAACAGCUACAUGUAGGAAUUUUGUUCACAUUUUUUAUUUCUGGUCAACACACUAAAUUGUCGACUUUGUGUAGUAAUGUUGUUGCUAUGUGGAGUAGAGUAGACCAGGGCCCAGGGAUCCACGUUGUUACUGAAGCAGUCCAAAAAGGUGCUACGUCCAAGUAUUUCCAACAUGUCUGUAUUUUAUCUGUGCACAAAAUGUAUGUUCCCCUUUGCAAACUCUUGAUGAUCAGCCACAUAACGGAGAACAAUCACAAUUGUGAUUCUUGUAUUUCCCAUGCAUGAAAACCCCCAGUUCGGAUUAAUUGGUUUCAUUAUGCUAAAUAGCAAAAAAAGGUUCACCCAUGAAUGCACGAGUGUUUUUCGUCCGUAAAUCUGAAACUAAAUGGUGAUUUCUAUUUUAUUUUGAUGUGAGAAAGGCUAAAUUGUAAUACGUGACAACAGACCCUGGUUCUCCCUACCCACUGCUGUUUAUAAGUCCUAGAGGUCAUCUUCUGUUGCUUGAAAAAUGACCCAUAAUGCAACUGUCCCCACAAAAAACACUGGAUGAAAAACAGACGUACUGUAUUUGUGAGUAGGCAUCUGGAAACUGACAACGUUAUGUGUGUCCUUGUGAUCCUUAGGCAGAAAAACCUGACUAUAAGACCUGUAUGGAGAUAUAACGUCGGUAACCUUUUUGUUGCUAGACCAAAUGUGUUUUAAAAAGAGAAUUGUGAAUCUUUCUAUUGCCUCAAACAGAUUGCAACUGCUCCAAAAAAUAUAAAUGAACCAUCGAAGAAC
This is a messenger RNA of Cottoperca gobio, 6391 nucleotides long. It is a transcript of the gene ctnnd2b, whose product is annotated as catenin (cadherin-associated protein), delta 2b. Lineage: Eukaryota; Metazoa; Chordata; Actinopteri; Perciformes; Bovichtidae. The transcript has 24 exons. Bases 229 to 3822 code for a protein of 1197 amino acids. Gene Ontology annotation, molecular function: protein binding. Gene Ontology annotation, biological process: dendritic spine morphogenesis; cell-cell adhesion. The record is from RefSeq and is a predicted model, not a curated record. Gene Ontology annotation, cellular component: plasma membrane; nucleus; cytoplasm.